Messenger RNA from Rotaria sordida, 1623 nucleotides. NCBI's taxonomy places the organism in Eukaryota, Metazoa, Rotifera, Eurotatoria, Philodinida, Philodinidae. The record is from the annotation of a GenBank genome assembly.
AUGUACAUAGAUUUUCAAUAUGGAAACUUACAAGAAUCUUCUCCAGCAGCAAUGUCAACUAGUGUGUGUGUAUAUUCUUCACCAAUCCGUUUGAAUGAUCAUCGUUCUCAAUAUCUUGAUGCAUUUGAUCAUUAUCCACAAAUAAUCAUUGAAAAUAAUAGUAAUAAUGAUAAUAGUACAAAAGAAGAAACAACAAAAACUAGUCGAAAUAUGUUAUCAAAUGAUUUGAAUGAAGAUGAACAUUGUCAAAUUUGUGGAGAUUUAGCAUCUGGAUGGCAUUGUGGAGCAAUAACAUGUGAAGCAUGCAAAAAAUUUUUUUUACGUUCAAUUUCAACAUGUGAUGGAAAGAAAAAAUAUAAAUGUCAAAAAGAAUUAAGAUGUUCAAUAACAAAACGUUCUCGAACUCAAUGUCAAUAUUGUAGAUUUCAAAAAUGUAUUUCUGUUGGAAUGAAAGCUCAUAAAUUGAUAGGAUCAAAGACAGAAGAUUUAUAUAAAAAAUUACCAUGUCUUAUUUGUAAAGCAUCAGCAUCAGGUAUUCAUUUUGGUGCUGUUACAUGUGAAGCUUGUAAAGGUUUUUUUCGUCGAUCAAUAAAAGAAAAUGCUCCUGAACGAUAUCAUUGUACUGAAAAUAAUAAUUGUGAAAUAAUUUCAACAUCAAAAAUAACUUGUAGAGCAUGUAGAUUUCGAAAAUGUAUUGAAGCUGGAAUGUCUAUGAAUGCUUCUCGUAUUGGUCGACAAUCAAAUCUUUUUAAAGAAAGUAUUCGACAAUUACAAAAUAAUUCAACAACAAUGGCAACUGUGACAGAUUCAGCUCGUAUUGCAUCAAUAGCUAAAAGACGAAAAACUAAGACUAGAAUUGAAAGAAUAUUUGCAUCAGAUCAUGAAAUUGAUAUUGAACUUUCACCAACAAUAAAAGAAUUUAUUGAAAAAGUCUAUAAUGCUUAUCUUAUCUAUUUAAAGGUUUUACAAAUAUGUCUAAUAACUGAAAAAACAUUUCUGAAAUCUUCAUAUGAAAAUAUUCAAUCAAUAUGGAAUUAUUGGCAAGCUGAUUCAACAUUAUUAAUGGAAUUAAAUACACAUAUUCCACAAUUAACACAAGCAGAAAAUUUAUUUCGAUCAUUUGAAUCUACAUUACGAGAUCUUCAUUUCGAUGAAAAAGAAUUUUCUCUUCUUUUAUUAAUGAUUAUUACUCGACAUAACUUGAGUUUAAUUAAUGAAGAUAAUAAAUCAUGGUCAAAAUAUCAAUAUGAAUGUGUUCAUGCAUUUUCUGAAUAUAUGCAAACUCGUCGAUCGAAUAUUAAUGGAGAACUAUCAAUUGAAUUUUAUGAUAUUGUUUUUUUGGUAUCUCAACUUCGUUCAUUAAAUUGUCGUAUAACUCAAUGUUUUAUAAAUUUUCCAUGGCCAUAUGUACGAAAUUUACCUUCAUUUUUUUAUCGUAUUUUUUUACCAAGUAUUACAAAUAUGUCAUCAAUAUUAAAUAGUAAUUAUGAUCCAUUGUCAUUGUCGCCUGUGAAGUCAUCAUUUAAUAGUACUAAUCGUUAUGAUACCGAGUUAUUUAGCGAUACUUUAAAUAGUAAUUCAAUUGAUGUUAGUAUGUGUCAUGAUCUGUGUUGGAAAUACUAA